ACCCCCUCCCCUCCGUGCUGGCAGCUCAGCACUUUUUCUCUAACUGAAGUGUGACACGCAGAAAGGAGUGCAAGUCUCAGGUCGCAAGUGUGCGCGGGCGGGGUGGUGGGGAGCCAGACGCCAAGGGCUCUGCGCGGGUUCCUGCUCUAUGCCUGACGGUUUUGUGCCUUAGACGUUGGCCCUUGGGCAAUUUGUGGAGCGUGCUGCGCGGACGCGCUGGGGCUGCCCCCGGGUCUGGUUGGAGGACCCCAUGGGCAGGCGCCCACCCCAUCCCAGACUGGUUUGAUGGGCACACUGCAGCCCGGACAACUCAGGCCGGGCUGGGGGCAGCGCUGUCACGGUUGGCUUUGGUGCAGCCAGUUUUCUGAGAAGGGUGGGGGUGAUCCCAAAGGAGCUCUGCGUCAGCUGGGCAUUGCUGGUCAUCUUGGACACUCACAGCACCCAAUUCUAAGAAGCCACAGUGACCACAUUCACCCCCAGAGGGCUCCUGCCAAAGGGUGGGGAGUGGAUGGAAAGACUGAGCCUGGCUCCCGAGGUCUGGGCACUGCCCACCUCUUGGGGAGUUUUCAGCUCCCUCAGCGCAGAACCCCCCUGCCUUUGAGGAGGACAAGCUGAUUGGGGCCGAGGGCGGAUGGAGCUCUGGGGGAGGGUUGUCCUCGGGAAUGCUGGCGCCAGCACAGAGCUGGCCUGCAGUCCCCGAUGCUGACGCCUCUGCUGGGGCUGCCCUCUCCCCUGCCACAGUAAUUAUGCUCCCUGCUUGUAGCUCUGCUGGUGAAUCAACACUCAGCGCGAGACCUUGGGGUGUCCUGCUCCAGCAGAUCAAAAACAAACUCAGUUCUUGUCCUGUGAGCCUGAGCUUUAGGGAAAUCGACCGCCUUUCCAGGUUUCAGAGGGCUGUGCCUUCAAGGACCCCUUCCCGGGAGCUCAGGGGCAGGCCAGGGCCUCUCAACCCAGGUGCAGUAGCUGAGGUCUCCCCAAGUGCCUGCACAUCCUCCUCUCUGCCUGGAGAAGCAGGGAUGCCACUGUACUCCUCCCCAUGACUGUCCUGGGCCCUCUCCUGAAGGCAGAGCAGGCUGGACAGAGUGCAGUGGGCAGCUGACCUGGCUCUGGGAGCUUGGGUGUGAGCUGCAGCACAGAGAAAGCUCCUUGCCUUGGAGUCUGGUGUCACUGAUUAGUACCCCUCUACCCCAGCUGACUCACCGCCAGGAGCUGCUUUGUUGCUAACUCCACAGCUUUAUGAUUUUACAAGCUGCUCUAAAGACAGCCCUGGGUGGAGGGAGCAGAGAUAUGCCAGAUUCCAACCCUGAUAGGAAGGGAGUUGCUGUCUGACACUGGCCACUCAUAUUCAAGGCACUAAUGCUUGAAGGUGUUUCCAAGCAGUCACGCUGGAGAUUUUGCAAUGCCUGUGCCUGUGGAAGGGCAGGACCAGCGCCCCAUCUUUAUGAGCCAGGGCCAUAAAAAUGGACCCUGAACUUUCCCACUGCCAUCAAGCAGGGGACAUGGCAGGUGCGUGCAGUCACACCUGCAUUGCCUCCUAUAAGGUGAGGAAAUGAAAGGCAGAACUUGUCAGCAGAGCCUUUGGGUUUCACCCUGGAUCGGAAGCUCCUUCUGACUUCAGUAAUCCAGAGGCCCUCAUCUUGUCCUGGUGGCUCUGGGCUCUCCUGGCUGUGGGUGUGAGUGGUGUGUGAGCUGGCCCCAUGCUGGUGAGGAUCCCAUCCCAUCCUCAAACCAACCCAGGAUUUACCCUCCCUUCCCUGAAAGCAUGCGGGCUUGACUACCUGGGUAGUGAUGGUUACUGACUCUUUUUAAAGUGUUAAUUCAGUUUAAUUAAUCCGUGAUCAAAUCAGCCUUUCAGUUCUGUGAAGUAGACUAAGAACCACAGUUUGCUCUGCAUCCUGCAGCUUCGUCAUAGCAAUGCUCGUUGGUGCGUCAUCUGCAUCUUGUGAAGUUGAUAAAAUAUGAUCAGCAGUAAUCAGUAGAGAUAUGUUCUGUUUCCAGUUUUAGAAACUUCGCAUAAAUAGGUAUGUUUUCAGGUUUGCUGUGGUGCUGGGUAUCGGAGGUGAGAGAUUUGGGUACCAGCUAUUCUGGUAGGAACCAGUACAGCCCAGGCUUUGACUUACCAAAGACCUGUGAGUCUCAGACUGAGGGCCCUUGGUUUUCUUUUUCUCAGUGGUACCUUAACGGGGGUCUCGCGCCUCACAUGGUAUACAUUUUAGCAUGAAUGCUCCUGUGCCGAGUGCCUAGUUGGAUUCCUGUUGACCCUGAUGUUUUAGGAAGUGAGAUGUACAGCCACUGGUCCUGCACUGCUGAGGACAUGAGCAGGCAGCUCAUUUCUCGGAGGUCCCCCUGCGUUUUGCUUCCUUUUGGAGGACACACGUGACUGCAGCUGGAGGCUGAGAUGGUGGCUUCCUCAGCCUGGGGUCCAGGGUCAGCCACCUACACCUGGCUCCAGUUGUGGGUUGAGAGAGGGCUGCUCCAUUCCCAUCCCUUCCAGGUGAAUGCAGUGCUGUCAGACGUGUGUGAGCAUCUGGUGUGGGUUCCUACCCUCCGACCCUCUGAGGGGGAAGCAAAAGCUCAGAAUGGAUGUCGAUGUUGGAGAGAGAGGGUUGACGAUCCUGCCUGUUGGGACAAGAGUCAGGUGCCCCUGGAUGGGAGGGGGACAGGGCAAUCAGGUUUUGGAUGUCGAGGGACAGAGCUGAUUACAGGCAUGUGUGGCAGCCACUCACCAUUUAGUUUAAUUUUCACCCAGCACUAUAAUUAUGCCUGUCCCUCCUAGGUGUCAGGUGAGCUUGUGUGAGUUUUACUGCCUGUAAUUUGUAAGUUUGUUCUGCGUGUGCAGCGCUGCCAACAUCUGCGGCCGGGCUGGCUGCUCGUGACCCGGGGCCUUGUGGGGGUGGGGAGCAGGUCAAGGGGGUUCGCCCUCUGUACUUCCCUGUGAUGUGGUCUGUGGGGCCACUGAACAGCCAGCCUGCAGGCAGCAUCAUCUCAGGAGUGAGGUUUCGGGGGCCCGGAAUGUGAGUCACCAGCAAUGAAUGUGAACCAUAUGGUAAACAUUUUCUCCUCUGCAGAAAGUUUCUGGUAACUCGCUCAGGCCGGGGCUCUGGAUAGAGUGUUGCUUAUUUCACAUAAAAAUCCUGAGAAUGUGAGUGAACCUGAGAUCUGAUCAGAACCCAAUUUCAUGUAAUAAAACACUUAGCUGAAGUCACCAGUUUGCUUCCAGGCCCACUUGUGGUUAUGACGUAACUGUUAGCAACAGGCUGGCAUUUACAUUAAAGUUUGAGCAGCACAAACUUCUAAUGGUUUUGGUUGUUUCCAUUUCUUGAAAACAACUGUCUUUUUCAGGACCUGCCUCACCAGGAGUGAGCAAAGUGUGAAUCAGCACACACUAUGCGUUUUUUUUUUUUCCUAUUCAGAGCUUAGGAGGAGCAAGAUCACCCUCUUACUUAAGAGGUUCCCUUUGGUCCUUGUCCCCGGUGUCCCCCACCCCAGGGGGGAUGUAUCCUAUGUUCUUGUAGAGAUCUUGCUUUAAUGAUAUUUGAGUUUAUUUUUAAGAAUGCAGUCAGCAGUGCAGGGACUUCAGGCUUGUUAAUGACUGAAAAAAUGGUCAAAUCAUCAUCUUCAGGGAAAUACAGAUAUCCUGCCUGACGUACCACUGAGUGAGCGGGCUGACACACGAGGCACGCCGGAAGGAAGUGGAGCAGGUGUACCUGCGCUGCUCAGCCGGCUCCGUGGAGUGGAUGUACCCAACGGGGGCACUCAUUGUGAACCUGCGGCCCAACACCUUCUCACCCUCCCGACACCUGACUGUGUGCAUCAAGCCCUUCAGGGACUCCUCGGGGGCUAAUAUUUAUUUGGAAAAAACUGGAGAACUGAAGCUGCUGGUUCGGGAUGGAGACAGUGACGCUGGCCGGGUGCAGUGCUUCAGCCUGGAGCAGGGCGGCCUGUUUGUGGAGGCAACGCCCCAGCAGGACAUCAGCAGGAGGGCCACUGGCUUCCAGUAUGAGCUGAUGAGUGGGCGCCGGGCGCUGGACCUGCAUGUGCUGACCGCCUCCUGCCGUCCUUGCAGCAAUACUGAGGUCCUCCUUGCUGUCUGCACCAGUGACUUUGUUGUCCGAGGCUCCAUCCAGGAUGUCACCCACGCACCAGAACACCAGGAGUCUGUCAUCCACCUGCGGGUCAGCAGGCUCUACAGGCAGAAAAGCAGGGUCUUCCAGCUGGCUCCUGAAGGGAGUGGACACUGGCAGGGCCAUGUCACGACACUGCUGGAGUGUGGUGUGCGGCCAGGGCACGGGGACUUCCUCUUCACCGGCCACAUGCACUUCGGGAAGGCACAGCUUGGCUGUGCCCCUCGCUUCAGUGACUUCCAAAGGAUGUACAGGGAUGCGGAGGAGAGGGGGCUGAAUCCCUGUGAGAUUGGCACGGAGUGAUCGCCUCGGGGCCUGGGUGCUGCCCACCUUCUGAUGAGCUCCUGCUGGCCCUGGAGGUGGGGGGCUGGGAGCCGGGGCUGCAGGCCAGGUGCUGUUCUGGCCGGGCUGCCAGCUGUGGAGGUACAUGAGACUCCGAUCCCACGAGAUCCCAGCCACGGAUGCCCUGACUGAUUGACUGGAGAUGCUGUAAAAUGCAAAUUAAGUUAUUUUUUUUUUUUUGUAAAAAAAGAUUGUCCAUAGGAAACGUUCCUGUGUCUGAAGAUGCCUGCGUGUGCUGUUCAGGGCUGUGUUUUAAAAUCCCCUAAGCCCUUGCACUGGCCUGGGUGUCGGUGAGGGGACAGGUGGGUUGUGCAUGGUGGUCAGUGAGGCUUGCGAAGCCCACACUGUUAUUCUUUGACCAGAAUUUACGGGACCAAAUAUGUACGUCUCUUUUUGUUGUCUUGUUUUGUUUUUGCUUUUUGAAGAGCAAGCUGUUGUGCCAUGGGCUUCCCAGGCUGCAGACUGUGUCUGCUCCAGGGAAUAAAGACCAGAUCUGA
Messenger RNA from Fukomys damarensis (Damara mole-rat), 4963 nucleotides. RefSeq names its product meteorin like, glial cell differentiation regulator (gene Metrnl). The record is from RefSeq and is a predicted model, not a curated record. NCBI's taxonomy places the organism in Eukaryota, Metazoa, Chordata, Mammalia, Rodentia, Bathyergidae. The transcript has 4 exons. Gene Ontology annotation, biological process: energy homeostasis; positive regulation of brown fat cell differentiation. Bases 3738 to 4427 code for a protein of 229 amino acids. Gene Ontology annotation, molecular function: hormone activity.